Molecule: messenger RNA, 1377 nt
Organism: Moneuplotes crassus
Lineage: Eukaryota; Ciliophora; Spirotrichea; Euplotida; Euplotidae
Source: the annotation of a GenBank genome assembly
AAAUUAUCUAACGGAAUAGCAUGGAAGACUUAAUUGGAGGGAAAUACAGAAUUAUCAAAAAACUUGGGAGUGGAUCAUUUGGAGAAAUACAUCUUGUCAGAGAUGUUGAGACUAACUUGGAAUACGCUGUAAAGCUGGAAAGUACUAAGACAAAAAUUCCUCAACUUCUGUAUGAAGUUAAGUUAUAUAAAGUUCUUUCUGGGGGUACUGGAGUACCUAAUAUUCAUUGGUAUGGCCAAAGCGGGGAUAAUAAUUGAAUGGUCCUAGACCUUCUUGGGAAAGACUUAGAGGAUCUGUUUGAAUAUUGUAAAUACAAAUUCUCACUCAGAACUGUAUGCAUGCUAGCAGAGCAAAUGCUACACAGAAUAGAAUACCUUCAUUCAAGAAGUUUCAUUCACAGAGAUAUCAAACCAGAAAACUUCUUAUUUGGUAUUGAUAAAAGACAUACUCUGCACUUGAUUGAUUUUGGUCUUGGGAAAAUGUACAGAAAUAUUAAGACUGGGGAGCAUGUUGAAAUGACCACCGAGAGAAGCCUAAUUGGAACAGCCAGGUAUGCUUCCAUCAAUUCUCACAUGGGCUAUGAGCAAAGUAGAAGAGACGAUAUGUGUUCAAUAGGGUAUUGCCUUAUUUACUUCUUAAAGGGAACGCUUCCUUGGGCUGGCAUCAAAGCCAAAACUAAGAAGGAGAAAUAUGACCUAAUCAAGGACAAGAAGCUUGCAAUUAGUGUAGAAGAGUUAUGAGAAGGAGCUCCAGAACAAUUUAUAAAGUAUAUUACUUACUGACAAGGUUUGGCAUUUGAAGAAAAACCAGAUUAUUCAUUCUUAAGAAGACUUUUCAGAGAAGUCAUGAAACAAAAUAAAUAUCGAAAUAAUCCAGAAAGUUUCGACUGGGUUAUCAGAAAAAGUGCUGCAAAGAAAAUUCUAACAAAGAGAGCCGAUCAAGAAAAUAGCAAUAUUUGAAAGAUUCCAGCGAGUAAUACAACUGUUCUUCCAAAGAAAAUUUUCGGAAAAAAUUCGAUUGAAAAUAAAAUUAAAAGCAUUGUAAAAAGGGAGCCUUUGCUUAAGAAAAAGAAGUCAAUGGGUUCAUCUGGAGUGAUCACUUCUAUCAGCACAUCCAAGAUGAAAAAGUGUGCUAAGAAUAACAUCACUGGAAUUCCUAGUACUAAAACUUUUAAAACUUCAAAUCUCCUAAAGAAGAACGUCAACUUGAGAAGUAGGAUGAAAUGAAACGUCUCUUCAACUAUGAUAAAGACAAUGGUACCUAGUUCAGGUACCAAAAAGUCUGUCUUAAUCGAUAAGGCAAUGAAUCAGCCUAAACUUAGAAAAUUGAACAGCGGCAAUAAAAAGGUGCUUUAACUAGUUAUUAAGUUUUCAUUAU